CACGUGGAGGCUCCCGAGUGUGCUGGAGCAGCGAAGAACUGAGAAAGAUCCUGCAUUUGAGUAUUAUUUUCAAAUAGUACCACAGUACUUGACCGUAAACUAAACAUCUUUUGUUGAUUAUUGAUAUCAGCCGGGUUAACAAAUAUAAGAGAUUGAGGAUCGACACCACUCCAUCAACAACAUCUAUCCUGCUUGCAAAGAAACUACCGGUGUCAUUGAUACUUGAAUACAACAAGCAAUAUCAACAGCGAUGAAACUGACAAAAUUUUCAGCAUGGGACUUCCUGUUGAAGCUACUCCUGCUAGAGUGCGCGACAGGAAUUCUAGUUUCUCGCCGCUUCUCGAAGAUACGCGGCAGUUUCGUAGAGCAUCACUACUGUGACCUGGCCACGCCCCAAGUGCCCACCUCGACCAAAUUCCUUGGCCUACGCGGUGCUUGCAGUCUCAUGUGCCAGAACACUGCGGACUGUCGCUUCUUCUGCCUCCUUGAAAGCAAGGGUACCUGCUCUCUAUUCAGCGCUUACGUGGCUGUACGUUGGCAAGGUCAUCCUCCGUCUCCAUCAGGUACAGCAUUCGACGCUUGUUACACCUCGUGGGGAGACCCACGUGACGUAGUGAAGACGACCUCUCCUUUCAAUUACUCUUCUGUUUAUCCUGGAGCCAGCACUAGUUUUGUGCAUGCAAUCGAUGGCUACGCCUGUGAAGAACCAGGGAAUCGUUUUGUCACGAUUCCCGGCGCAAACUGCUCCUCACAAAUUGACUUGGAACAGAUCACUCGCGUUCAGACCGUGAUCUUAGCCACCGCUAAUGGAGAUUACAUUGAAGACAUGGAUGUGUUCCUCGGCAACACGACCGACUUCACCCUUGGGCAGAAAAUUGGACGAGUUGACGGCCGCUUGCCUGCUUGGUCGACGUAUACCAUCAACACCAACACCAGCGUAGCAGGACGGUACAUCACGUUCUUCAUGGCACUACCUCGUUACCACGGCUACGCUGAAGUGCAAGUUAUUCCGCUGCCUUGAACUUGUGCUUUCACUACAUGGAAAUAUAAAUGUGAGCAAGAAAGUAAUAACUCAGCUCCAUACCAGUUACUAUUUUAACUGACGACAACUGAUUUAGUCGAUUGUCGAGCGGUAACCGGGCCGACAUAAAAAUAAAUUCUGGUUUUCUUACUGAAAUUCUAAUACAUCGUCCAUUUCUUGGUAUUUCAAAAUUUAUUCUCGUUGUCGGUGAAAAUUAGUUCUGAUAGAAAAAUUUAAUGACACAACCG
Hyalella azteca is the source of this 1269-nucleotide messenger RNA. RefSeq lists its product as uncharacterized. The record is from RefSeq and is a predicted model, not a curated record. The transcript is spliced from 3 exons. NCBI's taxonomy places the organism in Eukaryota, Metazoa, Arthropoda, Malacostraca, Amphipoda, Hyalellidae. Bases 251 to 1021 code for a protein of 256 amino acids.